Molecule: messenger RNA, 3026 nt
Organism: Linum trigynum
Lineage: Eukaryota; Viridiplantae; Streptophyta; Magnoliopsida; Malpighiales; Linaceae
Source: the annotation of a GenBank genome assembly
CCCAGCGGGUUGGGUUGGGUUUGAGUUUUUCAAACCCAGUGGGUUUUACCCCGGAUUUUUUUCACGGAUAAACCCAUGGAUUUGGGUUUGGGUUUGGCAAAACCCGACCCAACCCGACCCAUUGCCAUCCCUACUAAUAGCAUCCCUCCUCCAUUGCGUCCAGAGAUGGCCGGGGUGCAGGGGCUGUCGAUUCCUUAAUCUCUCAUCAUGAUGGUAAGUGGAAGGAAGACUUGCUUUGUCAGCUUUUUGAGAGCGGUACUAUUGCCCAAAUUCGGGUCAUUCAUCUGCCAAGGGUUCCGAUUCAAGAUAGGUUGAUCUGGCAUCAUGAGAUGUCGGGUACUUACACGGUUCGAUCGGGGUACCAUCUAGCAUCAGAUCUUAGGCUAGAUCGGGAGGUUCAAGCUAAGCAAGGGCCUGUGAUUUGAGAUUCGUGCUUGUGGGGUAAGGUUUGGAGUGCCCCGGUUCCUCCUAAAUUUCAGUUCUUUCUUUGGCAAUUGUUGCGGAGGGUGGUUCCCACAGGAGAAGCAUUAUCGGUGAGGGGAAUGGAGGGGGUUCUUUUAUGCCCCACGUGCUUAUGGGAAGAGGAAUCUGCUGAGCAUUUAUUUUUCCAUUGUCGUUUGGAUGAGGGAUGUUGGGAGGCGUCUGGUCUAGGUUUUCUUCGAAAUGAGUUCGUCUCGGCCUCAGUCGAAGUUUUCUGGCGACGAUUUCUUGAUCAACCAAAUUUGGAGGAAGGAAUGCUCAUGCGGGUCCUUGCUCUCUUCUGUCGUAUAUGGAAAGCUCGAAAUUGGGUGGUUUUUGACUCCACAUUGUUUACCCCUGUCGUGUUGCUCUCUCAGUUCAAUAGACAGGUGGCGGAGUGGGAGGCAGUGCCUUUGAGUGGGAUUACGUCUUUCCCUGCUCUUGGGAUUGGGCUGGGGGGGGGGGGGGGGGUGUCAAGGGGGGUGCAGGAUAGGGAGGGGGCGAUGUGGGUAUUCAUGGAUGGCGCCGUUCGCUCAGGUUCUCAUGGUGCAGGUGGCUGGGUUCUGGAGGAUUCCUCUGGGACGCUGCUUGGGGUGGCUGCCACUUUGUACCCGGAUGUGCAAGAUCCUUUCUUGGUGGAGCUCCUAGCUUUGAGGGACGGGAUACGGUAGGCGUUGGAGAUGGGUGUGCAAGAUGUCGUCUUCGCUGGUGAUGCUCAGGUGGUGCUAGACAAGGUGCAGGAGGACUUGUGUUUGGAUGCCCGUGGUGGGGCGAUCUUGAGCGAGAUUAAGGUGUUGAGGUAGUGUUUUCUCCGGUCUAGUGUUUGUUUUGUUGGACGUGCUCGUAAUAGGGUGUCCCAUUUGGUGGCCAAGAAAGCCAUUUCAUUGUUCCCUAGUUUGAUAGGGUUCAAUUUUCGUACCUGGCUCUGGUCGCCCAACUGACUCUUUUGUAUCUUGAUUAUCUCGUUUAAUACGAAGUAUCUUUUGGCAAAAAAAAAAGUAGGUUAAUAGCAUAAAAAGUCAUUUACAUUUGGGAAAACUUAUGAAUCUGAUCAUUCAUGUUUAAAAUUUGAUAAAUUGGUCACUCACGGGCUUACGUUUCACUAAACGAUAUUAUUUUCAUCAAAUCGUGUGAUUUCAACGUGUUUAUGACUUGGGAUUAUUAGAGAUUACCUUCAUGUGAGAGUGCACACUUUGGUAUUACAACUUAGAGGCAUAAUGAUUAACGAGUGCACUAGUGGGUAGUCAUUAGACAUGGAUUUAAACAUGAAAAUGCUAAUGCAAGCCAAUAUUGUCCGUUCAAUUAAUCAUGUUGGCCAUCCUCGAGCCCAACUAGGAUUCCAUUGAAGUUCAAUUAAUAAAUCUUUUUUUAAUUUUGUAAAAUGACGAAUCAAACAAGCGUGACUAUUCCAUGUACUGGAUCACAUCAAUAAGAAAGAGACUAAUAUGAUUGGAAUGAAGAGCGCAAAUAUGACUGGUCUCCUCUUACGAAUAGAGCAUUAUAGGUCAUGACUAAUCACACUAAAAACGUUACAAGGAACGAUCUCCUGCAACAUCGUUUUAUACAACAAGGAAUACUUAAUUUAUCGAAUAAGAAACAAUCAAACCAAUUGGUACAUAAAACCCUUGAGUAGCACUCCGCUCUCACCCGGGUCGACUACGGCAUUAUCGAAGGUGAUGACCGCGAAGGAUGUUCCUCCUCGUAUAAAAAAAAAACUUAUUAUUGAUAAAAAAAUGCAAAGAAUUGUUGAACUAAUUUAAGUGAAUACAAAUAGAAUAAAUUAAUUUUAGUGGCAAACAUAAACUUUAUACGUAAUUCAAAUGACCAAACUUGCAAUUUAAGGGGUCGUUUGGAAGUUGCGAUUGUUUUGUUGAGAUUGUCAUUAUGCAAGUAUUGUUUACAAUGCAUCAUUUUUUUGUUUUUGUAGCAGAAACAAUACAUGGAUUGUUUUUGUGAUGUGACAGAAACUAUCACUCAUUUUGAGUGAUUGUAUAUCUCAACUUUUAGUUGAGAUUGUUGAGAUAGUUGAGUUGAGAUUGUUUUGUCUCAGCUUUUAGCUGAUGCGACAUACACAAUCACACAUACCAAACGUUGUAUUCUACAAUGCAUCAAAUUCGACAAUACAUGUAUAAUAUUAUACAUGCAUUCUCAACAAUACAUCUAUUUAACAAUCGCAACUAGGGCUAUCAAUCUGGUUUGGUUUGGUUAACCAAACCAUUAAGUAUGAAAAUCCAAAAAUAAAAAACCAAAACCCAAAAACCAAAACCAUUAAGGCCCUUAUUGGUUUUCGGUUGCCAAAAACCAAUAAGGGCUUUAAUGGUUUUGGUUUUGGUUUGGAUAACGAAAAAACCAACAUGUACUCAUACACUCAUAUUUAUUCUCAUUUUCCUCCUUUUUAUUGAAUAAACGUCAUAAUAAUGAUAAAUGGUCAUUACAAAUUAUUAGUUGGCAUGAGUGUAAAAAAAACAAAAAACAAAAAAUUUGUUGAUAAAUAAUUUUGUUCUUAUUGGUUUCUAUUGGUUUUUCGGUUUUAACCAAACCAAAACCAUUAAAUUACUUAUUGGUUU